UCGAUUCCUCUCCAGCCUCCAGGUGGCGGUGUGGUGCGACGAGACCGAAACAGCAGUCCGCCAUGAUGAUGUGGGACCGAGAGAUCUACAAGAUUUGAAGGAUUGUUGAGCGAGGUGAUUUGCUAGUGUAUCGGAUUUCUCCGACAUUCGUCAAGACUCCAGCUCUUGUUCGUCGACUAGUCACCAUGGAGCCUGUGAUACAUACAGUUCGACAGAAAGUCCUCUGGAACCUCAGAAGAAUUGGACUGCUUCCCUGCAGGAAUCACUCAAGUUACGCUGAGCCUGCUACCGCUCCUCCCUCCCUUCACACCGGGCAAAGGAGUCCCCCACUCCUGGUCUCUCGUCUGUAUCAGCCGUCAAACCUCCGUGACAUGGGCCCUGAGAACCGAAUGCAAGGAGAAGUUACCUGUAAGAGUCAGAGGCUCAUGCAACAGGCUGGCCUCAUUUAUCCUUCCAAUCCAGGAUGCUACUACUACCUUCCUGCCACUGUGCGCUCCAUGGAGAAACUGGUUCGAGUGAUUGACCAGGAGAUGCAGCAGAUCGGCGGGCAGAAGCUGGACAUGCCCAGUUUGUGCUCGGCUGAUCUCUGGAGAACCAGUCAGCGUUGGGACUUGAUGGGAAAGGAGCUGUUCCGUCUGAAAGACCGCCACGGUGCUGACUACUGUUUGGGACCCACUCACGAGGAGGCUGUGACCACUCUGGUGGCCCACCAGACCACCCUGUCUUACAGACAGCUGCCUCUACUGCUGUACCAGAUUACCCGCAAAUUCCGAGAUGAGCCGAAGCCAAGGUUUGGCCUCCUUCGAGGAAGGGAGUUCUACAUGAAGGACAUGUACUCUUUUGAUGUCAGCGAGGAGGCGGCUUAUGAGACCUACGAAUCCGUGUGUCACGCAUACACUCGGGUCUUCGCACGACUGGGCCUGCGUUGCGUGCAAGUUCAAGCCGACACAGGGAACAUAGGUGGAAAACUCUCGCAUGAGUUCCAGCUGCCCGCGGACAUUGGCGAAGACAGGCUUUUGGUGUGCGGGAACUGCUCCUUCUCUGCUAACGUAGAGACCAUGGCGUCCGACAGAACUGACUGCCCACAGUGCAAAACCGGUGCCCUGACUGAGUCCAAGGGCAUUGAGGUGGGCCACACCUUUUACCUGGGCAAAAAGUACUCCAACACGUUCAACGCCAGGUUCAGCAAUGCCCAAAACAAGGCCGGGAUUGCGGAAAUGGGCUGCUAUGGCCUCGGAGUGACGCGUAUUCUUGCUGCAACCAUCGAGGUGUUGUCAACAGAUGAGAGUAUCCGCUGGCCGGGUCUUCUGGCCCCUUACCAGGUUUGCGUUUUACCGCCCAAGAAAGGCAGCAAGGAGGUUGAGGCAACUGGGGUGGCCGAAGAGCUCGUUCACACAUUAGGACGGACUUUGCCGCAUUUGAGAGGUGAGGUUGUUCUUGAUGACCGCACUCAGAUGACCAUCGGCAAGAGGCUGAAAGACGCCUGCCGGCUGGGUUACCCUUAUGUCGUUGUGGUUGGACAGGGGGCACUAGAGGACACACCCAGUUUUGAGGUCAUCUGUCAGCAGACUGGUGAGGAAAUGUUUUUAAGUAAGGAGGAGCUCAUCUGUCUUUUGGGAAAAGUGGAAAUAGUAUGAUUGAAAUUGGGAUUGAAUGGUUUUUUUAUAUUAAUUUAUUGAAGUGCGUAAAACUGACGUGAGGGCUAUACUUUUACAAUUGAAAGAAAAUCAUGUACAAAUGUCCACCACGAGUCAUGAUAAUGUAUCUUUCUCGCAGAACAAAUAAUAAUAUGGCUGACAAUAUGCUGGAUUGCCAAUGAACCCAGGUAAAAAAAAAAAAAAAAAACAUGGCUUUUUCUUUCCAUGGAAUAAAAUAAAGUGCGUUUAUUCUCUACCUUAUUUUAUUUUAUUAAAUGCCAUACAAACGCGAUGAGAUAAGGAAAGAGUUUUUUUUACCUUUAUGUGUGGGGAAAAAAUAUCAACGAAAUGCUACAUUUUGUUUCUGUGUGUAACAAACAUUUUGAACUGAAAAGAAGCUAAAUUCAAUUAAACCAUUUAAUGUA
Molecule: messenger RNA, 2062 nt
Organism: Syngnathoides biaculeatus (alligator pipefish)
Lineage: Eukaryota; Metazoa; Chordata; Actinopteri; Syngnathiformes; Syngnathidae
Gene: pars2
Product: prolyl-tRNA synthetase 2, mitochondrial
Exons: 4
Coding region: 186-1637 (483 amino acids)
Biological process (GO): prolyl-tRNA aminoacylation
Cellular component (GO): cytoplasm; mitochondrion
Molecular function (GO): proline-tRNA ligase activity; ATP binding
Source: RefSeq, a predicted model, not a curated record